UAGUGCAUCGAUCAGGACCCCGGAUCACUCGCUAGCGGUGUGUGUUGGCGCUUGGAGCACGGUGGACGACCCGUAAUAGGUGGAGAGCCGAUCUGAAAGACAGCGAUGGAGAGCAAUCUGACUUAUGGAGAGGGUACUGAUAUGUCCUACGAAGAUAAUGAUACAGCCUUUCCCUCUCCACUGAGACUGGGGAGCUUUGCCCUGGAGCAGAGGAGGUGGAACGGGGAGGACGAGGAGGAGGAGGAGGAGGAGUCUCCAAUGGAGAACAUCUUCAUCUCUCCUGACUCAGAAGCCUACCUCAACCUGAACACCAACGCCACAACCAGAGGAGAUGCCCAGGCCUACGUGGAGCUGAACGAGCUUCAGGGCAGCAGCUGGCAGGAGACGGCCCGCUGGCUUGGCUACGAGGAGAACGUCAGCCCGGCCACCGGCGUCUGGAGCUCCGCCCACGUCUCCUACCUGACCUUCAAGAGCCUGAUCCAGCUCCGCAAGACCAUGAGCACAGGCGCGGUGAUCCUGGACCUGGACGCCAGCUCUCUGUCUGCCGUAGCCGAGAGGGCGGUGGACGAGCUGCUGAACAAGGACGAGAUCCGGGCCAGCGACCGAGAGUCCCUGCUGAGGUCCCUGCUGAUGAGGCGGAGCCAAGUAGAAACUGCGCCCGUAGCAGAGGCACCCCCCUCAGGAGACAUCGAGAUGACCACCUUCUCCGUGCCCAAGAAGAGAGACACGUCCGACAACAUGGAGGCUUCCAUCGUCCUCUCCGGUGUGGUGGACGUGCUGCAGAAGCCGGUGGUGGCCUUCGUGCGGCUCUCCGACUCGGUGGUGAUGGACGCGGUCCUGGAGGCCCCGGUGCCCGUGCGCUUCGUCUUCAUCCUGGCGGGCCCCAGUGACAGCGGCCUGGACUACCACGAGAGCGGGCGCGCCAUGGGCGCCCUGAUGGCCGACUGGGUGUUCAGCCUGGAGGCGUACCUGGCCAGGACCGAUCAGGAGCUCACCAAUGCCAUCGCUGACUUCAUGGACUCCAGCAUCGUGAUCCCGCCCACCGAGAUACAGGACCAGGGGAUGCUGGAGCCGAUCAUCACCUUCCAGAAGAAGAUGCUGCAGGAGAGGCUCCGCCCAGCUGACACUAGGAUCGCCUUUGGAGACCGGGCUCUAGUUGAGAAGGCCCCCGAGCCCCCCCGGGAGGACCCUCUGGCCCGCACCGGCUACCCGUUCGGGGGCAUGGUCCGGGACCUGAAGCGGCGCUACCGCCAUUACAUCAGCGACUACACGGACGCCCUGAACCCCCAGGUCCUCGCCGCCGUCAUCUUCAUCUACUUCGCCGCCCUGUCCCCGGCCAUCACCUUCGGAGGACUGCUGUCCGACAAAACUGAAAAGUGGAUGGGGGUGUCAGAGCUGAUGGUGUCCACCUGCAUCCAGGGAAUCAUCUUCUGUCUCAUCGCCGCCCAGCCAGUGCUGGUUGUGGGGUUCUCCGGACCACUGCUGGUGUUUGAAGAGGCCUUCUUCGCGUUCUGCAAGAGCAUGGAAAUCGAAUACAUCGUGGGCCGCGUCUGGGUGGGCAUGUGGCUGGUGAUCAUCGUGUUCAUCAUUGUGGCCGUGGAGGGCAGCUUCCUGGUGCGCUACAUCUCCCGCUUCACCCAGGAGAUCUUCUCCAUCCUCAUCUCCCUCAUCUUCAUCUACGAGACCUUCAGCAAACUCAUCAAGAUCUUCAAAGCCCACCCUCUGAUCCUGAACUACGACACGCUGAACGCCAGCAUUGACAACCCCUUCCACCACGUGGACUUCGAACCCCCCGCUAACAGUACACAUACACAUACACCACCAAUCUACCCCAACACUGCUCUGCUGUCCAUGUGCCUUAUGUUCGGGUGCUUCUUCAUCGCCUACUUCCUGCGUAUUUUCAAGAACGGCCACUUCCUCCCAGGCCCGAUCCGUCGUUUGAUUGGAGACUUUGGUGUCCCCAUCGCUAUUUUCUUGAUGAUCGCAAUUGACAUCAACAUCGAUGAUGCUUACACCCAGAAACUGGUUGUGCCGAAAGGUGUGCAGGUGACCAACCCAGCGGCCAGAGGCUGGUUCAUCAACCCCAUGGGGAUCGACAAGAAAUUCCCCAUCUGGAUGAUGCCUGCCUGCUGUGUCCCGGCUUUGCUGGUCUUCAUCCUCAUCUUCCUUGAGUCCCAGAUCACUACCCUCAUCGUGAGCAAGCCGGAGCGUAAGAUGGUAAAGGGUUCUGGGUUCCACUUUGACCUGCUGAUCCUUGUCACCAUGGGGGGCAUCUCCUCCCUCUUCGGGGUCCCCUGGCUCAGCGCGGCCACGGUGCGCUCGGUCACCCACGCCAACGCCCUCACCGUCAUGUCCAAGGGCCCCAAGCCGGAGAUCGAGAAGGUGCUGGAGCAGAGGGUCAGUGGGAUCCUGGUGGCCAUGUUGGUUGGCGUGUCUAUUUACAUGGAGCCUAUUCUGAAGAUGAUUCCCAUGACGGCCCUGUUUGGUAUCUUCCUCUACAUGGGUAUUACCUCCCUCAGCGGCAUUCAGAUGUGGGACCGGAUCCUCCUGUUGAUGGUACCCAAGAAAUACCAUCCUGCAGAUGCCUACGCCACCAAAGUAAAAACCCUGCGGAUGCACAUGUUCACGCUGAUCCAGCUGGUAUGUCUGGGGGUCCUGUGGGCGGUCAAGAUGAGCCCCUUCUCCCUGGCGCUCCCCUUCGUCCUCAUCAUGACCAUCCCACUGCGCAUGUUAAUGACCGGCCGACUGUUCUCCACCCUGGAGAUGAAGUGUCUGGACGCUGACGAUGGCAAGGUGACGUUUGAAGAGGAGCCUGGACUGGAUGUGUACGACGAGUCACCACUACCGUAAUAGAGUACACCAUCGCCAGGAACAACACCGUACAAUUUGGACCAAAUUCUUUAUUCAAAUUGUCAUGUGCCUUGAAAACAAUAUACAGGUUAUUUUUUUUUGCAAAAGAGAAAUGGGGACACUGCUUUGAUUGUGGACUGCGCGCAAUUAAAUGUGUCACAGUAUCGUUAAGUUAAUUCAUGCCUUUUUUAAAAAAAGAGUAAAAGUUAUGAAUAACCAGCUAUUUUAUCAUUUAAAAAGUUUCAAAAAUCUAACUUUAAUAAUCAGUGAUAUUGUCAUAUCUUUAUUAUGUUUAGAUUGGGCUGCGCGAAUAGUGCUUGACAGAACAGAUCUGAUUUAUUGCCUCACAAUUGUCCCUGUAUAUAUUUUUUCUUAGUGUUGAGUUUAUAAGUAAUAGUUUUACAUAUCAAAUAGUUUGACUGAAUGACUUUUUUUUUCCCUUAUCCCGUCUGUUUGUGUUUAAAUAAGCUAUGCAUGUGAUUACUGUUUUACCAAUCAGUUGGCAUAUGGAUGACAUUUGUAUACAGUGAGAUUAAAUAUCUUACUUGACUGCUUGUGAGUUUGAAUUUCUUGGCUUUAUCAGAAUGACGUAUGUACUUGUUAUUGUAUUAUUGGUGGCUCGAACAGCAGAGGGAGGAACCACUAGAGAGCCUCUUUUGAUGCCGGGUGUGGAUCAAAUAAAAAUGUAGUUUAGGUAUGUGGUGCUAUAUGUGUAUGUGUCCCUGUGCACAAGUUUGAAUUCCACUUUAAUAAAAUGUUAUAAACCUGAUUGACUUGACUUUAUUACG
Gadus chalcogrammus (walleye pollock) is the source of this 3638-nucleotide messenger RNA. RefSeq names its product band 3 anion exchange protein-like. Gene Ontology annotation, molecular function: solute:inorganic anion antiporter activity; bicarbonate transmembrane transporter activity; monoatomic anion transmembrane transporter activity. The record is from RefSeq and is a predicted model, not a curated record. Gene Ontology annotation, cellular component: basolateral plasma membrane; plasma membrane. NCBI's taxonomy places the organism in Eukaryota, Metazoa, Chordata, Actinopteri, Gadiformes, Gadidae. The transcript has 21 exons. Gene Ontology annotation, biological process: monoatomic anion transport; regulation of intracellular pH; transmembrane transport. The coding region runs from base 106 to 2850 and encodes 914 amino acids.